AUGACCAAAAACCCAAAAUUUAGCCGGGAAUAUACGUCCCGACGGAGUACUUUUAAAUGGCCGUUGACAAACUGGAUUCCCCGGAUUCUCCAAGACAGCUUUGAGCACCGUACUACUCAGCCUCUACCUUCAAGGGAAGCCACAUUGGCUCUAGUCACUGGGUUCCUUGCCAACUUCAAUCACACUAUUCCGCUAAUUGACGAUACCUCACUCAGGCGUUUAGUGGAGAGGCAGUAUUCUUGGAAUCCGGACGAUAGCCCUUCGUCGUGGGUUUUGCUUAACGUUGUGAUCGCUUUUUCUUAUAGGGAAAGGGCACAAGCAUCUUCGGAUGCGAGUAGCGAUUGGCAGAAGUCAUUAGGCCACGUGAAAAACGCAUUGAACGUGUUGGUAGACCUUUUCCUGCGCAAUGCCGAUCUUGCUGCCGUACAAGGGCUACUGGGGUUAGCUCUUUACUUCCAGGGGACACCGAAUGCACAAGCCCAAUAUAUGCUUGCAGCAUCGGCAAUGCGCCUUUCACACUCUAUUAGGUUGCACAGAAACGUUAUUUCAGGCUUUACCCCAGCCGAAAUCGAAGAAAGACGGAGAACAUUCUGGAUAUCUUUCAUUCUCGAUGCUGAGAUCUCCCUUCGUGUUGGACGCCCACCGGUUCAAGACAUGGAGGACUACAAUACACCACUGCCGGCUAAACUGCCUCACGAUGGUCGAGGUAUUAUUUCUAUUAACGGGAUUUCAGUCAACUACUUUCGCCUGCUCGCUCAGUUUGCGACUAUGCAGAGACUCCGGGCAAUGUCGCAACAGCCCAAAGACAAAGAGAUAGCCCUGAAAUCGGCCAAGGCUUGCGAAGAAGGUCUUUUGUCAUGGCGAAGGUCUAUCCCAGAUAGUUUUCAUCCAGAGCAAUUAUUUGCUUCUGGGCCCGAUCACUCCAAACAUCAUCUCCUUCGUUUACACCUUGCAUACCACUCUUGCUAUGCAAAUCUCCGCCAAUUGUCGAUCCUGACCUCAUCUUUUCCCACCAAAAAUUCUCAAGAGCCAACAACAGGAGUCGACAGAGCUAUUAAAGAGCUCAGUCUACGCGCUAUCGACUCGGCGCGCUCUGCACUAGCUUUCCUUCCAUAUGUUCAUUUGUUGGGCUCCAACUAUAGGUGGAACGUGCUUUACUUCUUUUCUGCCGCAUGUGUGACAUUGGCAUCCGAGAUACACAGUCAUUCUAUCCAUCAACAGUCCAAAGAUGAUCUCACCCUCAUUCAUGAAGCAACUGCUUUCCUCACGAAUGUUUCAGAUGAAGAACCUGGCACAUUUAUCGACUUUAUACUGGACGUGUGCUCCGAUAUUGAAAACUCUGCCAGACGCGCCAACCAACAAGUACGAAGCGAUAACGGUCGGCCAUUGACACAUGGUACCAAUGAAGAUGUUGCCAAUCCAGAAAUCGACCUGUGUGGACGGCAACAGCCUGCUGACCACAGCGACAGUAGCUUCUUGAAUAACGACGUCGAUCUUCUGAAUGAUAUCAAUCUCAAUUACAUCACCUCAAAAUGGCCUAAUCCCCCGUUCUGGAAUUGGCAGGAUAUGCUUGGAACGCCCUUGUCUCCGGAUCUGAAUAGAGAAAGAACUGAUGAUUGUACAUGA
Molecule: messenger RNA, 1626 nt
Organism: Penicillium malachiteum
Lineage: Eukaryota; Fungi; Ascomycota; Eurotiomycetes; Eurotiales; Aspergillaceae
Product: fungal specific transcription factor domain-containing protein
Exons: 3
Coding region: 1-1626 (541 amino acids)
Biological process (GO): DNA-templated transcription
Molecular function (GO): zinc ion binding; DNA binding
Source: RefSeq, a predicted model, not a curated record